Molecule: messenger RNA, 3076 nt
Organism: Stylophora pistillata
Lineage: Eukaryota; Metazoa; Cnidaria; Anthozoa; Scleractinia; Pocilloporidae
Biological process (GO): carbohydrate metabolic process
Cellular component (GO): extracellular region
Molecular function (GO): chitin binding; chitinase activity
Source: RefSeq, a predicted model, not a curated record
CCAACAAUGACUCCAGCACCGAAAAACCCAAAACAAACAAUCAACAAACAUCCCUCAAAGCCGUAUCGUCAGUUUACCAAGGAACUACCUUCACGUUCAUCAUAAGAACAUCUCGCUCAUAUACCUUCGGCCAUUCGUUCUUGUCGCCACGUUCUUGUUUUCUAUACCGUUUUUCUUCUCUUUCGUUGCAUCCAGCUGUUCUCCCAACAAGUGACUCCUUCCAGUCAAAAUAAGAGUCGUUUCCUGAUAGAAUCAGUAAUGUUGGUGCUAUUUCCUAUUCUCCUCUUUUGCUAGUGGGGCGGCCGCUGGCCAUCGCAACUGUUGUAACGCUAUACCCAAGACUGCUUACGCGAGAACACCAGAAUUGUAACGUUGUUGUGUUGACGUCGUAAUAUAAAAAUUCUCGUAUAAUUUGGUCUUACCAAUUUUGGUCCAUUCGAGCCGGAUACAAAUCAGUCGCUCACGAUGAGCAAUCAAGAAUCGUGGCACUUGGUUGACGAAUGUGUGAUAUCACCGCUUCACAGCAGCCUUGAAGUGACUCCUGAAGAUUCGGUAAGCCAGGUCGAUUCUGGUCAUUCGAAAGCGCUUUCUCGCUCUAGUUCUUCGUCGUCCUCGUCAAAAAGAAGAAGAGACGCUGAAAUAAAGGCCUCCAUCGCAAGCCUUCAAGCAAAACAGCUUGCCGAACGAGUUAAGAGAGACAAUGAAGUACGUGAACAGGAGUUUCAAGAAGAAAUGGCUCAAAGGGAACUAGACUGGAAACUUGAAUGUCGAAAACGAGAGCUCGACCUACUACGAAAGAAAAGAGAAGACGAAAUGGCUGUGAUUUCCGCUCAAAAUCAAGCUGAGGUGGCAAAUCUUAAGCAUGAAAUACUGGGUCAAGAAUUUAACGAAGGAAAGGCCUCUAAUGAUGAAAUCUUCAAGAUACAUUACGAAGGAGUAAGCCGAUAUUAUCAGUCUUCAUCGCGAAAUUUUCAGGGACAACUACAACAGUCUUGGCCUUUUCCAGCUGAGGUUGUCGCGAUGCAGAUAAAAGAUGCGCAUGUCAUAUUGUUUGUCCUGUUGGAUUGGUUCCUCCAGAAGAGUGCUAGUAGACAUCUUCUUGUGGCGUACUGGGGACAGAAUAGCGCAGGAAACAAGUUUCCGAAUAAUCCUGAGAAGGAGCUGAAAGAUGUCUGCGCUAAACGGAAGUACGACGUAAUAGUGAUUGGAUUUGUGGUGACUUUCUUCGGCACAAACAACAAAGAUAAGAUGCCGGAGGUGAAUUUUUCUCGUCAUUGUUGGGAGCCUGCAUCACCACAACACCCAAACCUUUACAGGUGUCCUAACAUCGAAAAAGGUAUUAAAGCUUGUCAGGAGAUGGGAAAGAAAGUUUUGAUAUCGCUUGGAGGAGCAACAGGCCACAAUGACCUGACAGAUGAGCAAGCAAAAGUGCUGGCUAAAAAUCUCUGGGAUCUGUUCCUCGGAGGAAAAGAAAGAUCUGUGAUAAGGCCAUUUGGGAGCGCAAUUCUCGACGGUAUCGACCUGGACAUCGAGGACGCCAUGUCAGGUGGCUAUGCCCAGCUGGUAAAGAGUCUUCGAGAUCUAGAAGACGGCACAAAGAAGUAUCUAAUUACUGGUGCUCCUCAGUGUCCAUAUCCUGAUGCAUCUCUUGGCCCCUCCCCAGGGACUGCCCUGGGUGAUCAGGGAGCCCAGUUUGAUCACGUGUACGUACAGUUCUAUAACAACUUCUGCCACACCGGUGACAAAGCACAAUUCUAUCCAAAUGUGGACAAGUGGCUGCAGUAUGCAUCCUCUGCUACUACCCGAGCAAUUGUUCUGAAAAAAAGAGCGGAGGUGUUCGGGCCCAAAAUAUUCGUGGGGAUACCGUCUGCAACAGGAGGUGCAGGAGAUCCCAAGUUUUACCGAACCCCCCAGGAAGUGGCAGCGAUCUAUGAGGAACUGAAGGACAAGCCAAACUUUGGAGGAUUUAUGUUAUGGGAUGCUUCUUGGGAUCAACAAAAUGUCAUUGAAGGAAAAGUCUAUAGUGACCACAUUGCGGACAUUAUCAGCAAGAACGGGAACUCGGGGAAUCCGACAGGGGUCCCAACUACCGUUACACCCGGCUACACCCCAACAUCGGGUGUACCGACAGGGGUCCCAACUACCGUUACACCCGGCUACACCCCAACAUCGGGUGGAUCUAUUACCCCUGGGGUAACUUCACCUUCAACAACUUCUGGGGGAACUUCAACUCCGACAAUAGGGAGUUCCACACCUUCUACCCCACCCUUGGGUCCUACGUCUCCACCAUCCCCAGGGGGAGGUGCUGGUGUUGAGUUUUGCAAAGGAAAAGAUGAUGGCGACUACGGAGACCCGGAUAAUCCCUCGGGAUACAUCUCCUGUUCCGGGGGAGUGACCUACAAGAGAAAGUGUCCCUCAGGGCUCGUCUGGAAUGAAAAGGGAAAGUACUGUGAUUGGCCAAAGAACCUUAAAUCAGACACAACGGCGGACCACCGUCCAUCAUAUCUCAAAACUCUGAGGCACUCAUCACAUGUGAUUCAAGUCUUGAGGAAGCGAACGAAUGAAGGAACAAUCGGACACGGAAGGAAGUUGAACGGAUAAAGAACACAAGAAAUACAGAGUGAAUCAAUCCUGGGAAGAACUGAUAAUUAAGUAAUGAGCAAAAAACAUUUGAGCAGAAACAAAGUAUCUUCUACUGACGUAGAUGAUGUGUUUAUUCAAUUCAAUUCAAUAUGAAUAGAUGCAAAGUUAAAAAUCACUUAAAAAAAAGGGCACCUUAUGGGUCCCUUUGACAAUCAACGCUUCUCUUCCUAAUUGGCUCGCGAGAUCAAACCUCUUUUACCUGUUUGCAGUGACAAAUAUUGCAAUGACAUCAUAUUAUCAGUUAAUUAGUCAGUUCUCUUGCUCCUUGACAGUGUUUUGGUGGAUCUAUUUGUCAUAGAUAAGGUGUUACGAAAAGUGUAAUACAAACUUGUAUUUUCAUGAUCUGUGUCAUUAGGUAAAGACAGUGGAAUAUCGGGCUGCUUCUCUUAGUUAAAACUUUACGAGGAAAAUAAUAAACCCAGUGCUUAACACA